Malurus melanocephalus (red-backed fairy wren) is the source of this 303-nucleotide messenger RNA. Its product is annotated as single-stranded DNA-binding protein 4-like. Lineage: Eukaryota; Metazoa; Chordata; Aves; Passeriformes; Maluridae. Gene Ontology annotation, biological process: positive regulation of transcription by RNA polymerase II. Gene Ontology annotation, cellular component: nucleus. The record is from RefSeq and is a predicted model, not a curated record. The transcript has 5 exons. The annotation marks the transcript as partial.
GACCCCCCCCUCUCCCCCGGCAGAGCUACGGCAGUGGGAUGCGCCCUCCCCCCAGCUCGCUGGCCGGCCCCGGAAUGCCUGCCAUGAACAUGGGUCCCGGUGGCCGCGGGCCUUGGCCCAACCCCAACGCCAACUCUAUCGCCUACUCCUCCUCAUCCCCUGGCAAUUACGUGGGCCCUCCUGGGGGCGGUGGUCCCCCCGGCACCCCCAUCCUGCCCAGCCCCGGAGACUCCACCAACUCCAGUGAGAACAUGUACACCAUGAUGAACCCCAUCGGACCCGCGGGGAACCGACCCAACGUGA